AUGACAUUGUAAGGCUGUAUGAAAUGCGAUUAGUCUUGUAAAACAUGUACAGGUACAAAAAGUACAUAAUGUGAAACAUGCUCUUAUAAUUUACUCAAAACAGAAGAUGGUGAAUGUGUUUCAUGUAAAUAAGAUAAAUAAUAUAUCCUUGGAGAUAAAUGUCUUUAAUGCGAUCCAUCUUGCCUUUAAUGCAACGGAGGUUUAAAAAAUAGUUGCACAGCUUGCUAAAAUGGAAAAUAUUUGACAAAAAAUAAUGAAUGUGUGGCUUGCGACUAAGAUAGAUAAUUUUAACAAGGUCAAUAUUGUGAAGAUUGUAAUCCUUAAUGCCUAAAAUGUAGUGGAACUAAAAAUAAUUGCACAAAAUGUGAAGCAAAUUUAUACUUAAAUUCAAGCAAUGAGUGUGUAAAAUGUGAAGAAAUAGGAUAAUUUAAAUCUUAUAAUGGCAAAUGUAUAUAAUGUGAUAAAUCUUGCAUUAAAUGCGAUGAAAUAUAAAAUAAUAAAUGUUUAGAAUGCGCACCAUAAAAGUACUUAACAUAAGAAAACAAAUGCAUAUCUUGUGAUUAAGAUGGAUAUUUUAUUUCUUAAAAAUAUUGUCUCUAAUGUGAUCCAUCUUGCCUUUAAUGCAACGGAAGUUUGAAAAAUAAAUGCACAGCUUGCUAAAAUGGAAAAUAUUUGACAAAAAAUAAUGAAUGUGUGGCUUGCGACUAAGAUAGACAAUUUUCACAAGAUUAAUAUUGCGAAGAUUGUAGUCCUUAAUGCCUAAAAUGUAGUGGAACUAAAAAUAAUUGCACAAAAUGUGAACCAAAUUUAUACUUAAAUUCAAGCAAUGAGUGUGUAAAAUGUGAAGAAAUAGGACAAUUUAAAUCUAAAAAUGGCAAAUGUAUAUAAUGUGAUAAAUCUUGCAUUAAAUGCGAUGAAAUAUAAAAUAAUAAAUGUUUAGAAUGCGCACCAUAAAAGUACUUAACAUAAGAUAAUAGCACAUGCACAGAUAAUUGUUACACUAAAAAUGGAUACUAUAUUAAAGAAAACAAGUGUAUUCAAUGCCAUAAAAAUUGCAGAUCUUGUGAUGGUGAAUUAGAAGCUAAUUGUAAAUCUUGUAAUUUAGGUCUGAUUUUAUAACCUACUUUAAAAAAAUGUGAUAAAUGCGAAGAGGGUACAUUUUUAAAUAAGACUACUAAUAAAUGUGAAUAUUGUGAUGAAACUUGCUUGACUUGCUCUGGAGUAGAUAAAAAUUAAUGCUUAAUAUGUGCUCAAGGUUUAACCUUAAGCAAAGUCACAAAUACUUGUGAAAACAACACUAAAAUACAAAAUUAAUAGGAUGAACUAGAAUAUGUUUAAAAAGUAGGUUGCUUAAACGAAUAAAGUAAACCUGAUUAAAAUUGUAUGUCAAGAUUUGAUACAAUUUUAAUAAUGAUUACUUCUCUUUUUACGCCAUUUGGAACUUCACUUGGCUAAAUUUUAAUAUAAAACUCCUAACUUAUUGGAAACUACAUAUUCGCUUCCAAGUUGAAUUCGCUGUGGAUGAAUUAACUUGAAUUAAAAACAUACUAUGCAUAUCAUGUAGCUACUAUUGUACCGAUAGUAUUUAAAUAGCUAUCUUAGCAACUGCUUUAUAUCUCUUAUAACCCUAGGAGUCAUUAUCUUUACUACUCUUCUUAUCGCUGUGGUUUUGUCAUCAGCUACUUGUAGGAUUGA
This is a messenger RNA of Tetrahymena thermophila SB210, 1695 nucleotides long. Its product is annotated as zinc finger lsd1 subclass family protein. NCBI's taxonomy places the organism in Eukaryota, Ciliophora, Oligohymenophorea, Hymenostomatida, Tetrahymenidae. The transcript is spliced from 10 exons. The record is from RefSeq and is a predicted model, not a curated record.